Funneliformis mosseae is the source of this 738-nucleotide messenger RNA. NCBI's taxonomy places the organism in Eukaryota, Fungi, Glomeromycota, Glomeromycetes, Glomerales, Glomeraceae. The record is from the annotation of a GenBank genome assembly.
AUGUCACAAGAACAAGUUCACUCGGUCUUGUUUGACAGCGGAGCAACUUAUGAUUAUGGUUCACCAGAGAAACUAGAGUUUUAUGAUACAAAUUAUGGGGAUCCAUCCUAUACAGCAACAUCGAAUACUGCUUAUUAUUCUCCGCAAACCUCUCAAUAUCCUGGCUACCAUCAUGGUGGAAAUACGGGUAGUUUUUGGAGUGCGUUCGGUACUGGAGGAUUUGAUGAUGAGCCACCAUUACUGGAAGAACUUGGUAUCAAUUUCAGUCAUAUAAAAACUAAGAGUUUGGCAGUUUUAAAUCCUCUUAAAAUUGCUGAUAAGAAUAUAAUGGAUGAUACAGAUUUAGCAGGGCCACUUUUAUUUUGUUUAGUAUUUGGAGUUUCUUUAUUGCUGAACAGUAAAGUUCACUUUGGAUAUAUUUAUGGGGUUGCAUUACUUGGUUGGGUAUCAAUUUAUAUGAUAUUAAAUCUUAUGAGUGAAUCCGGUGUUGACGGUUAUAGAACUGCAAGUGUAUUGGGCUAUUGUUUACUGCCUCUUGUUUUAUUAAGUUGUGUUGGUGUUGCUUUUCCGUUAAGCGGACCACCUGGGCUUGUUGCUUCAGCACUUGCAAUUAUUUGGUGUACAUAUUCUUCCUCUACGAUGUUCGUAACAGUUUUACAAAUGUCUGAACAACGUAUGUUGGUCGCUUAUCCCGUCGGUUUACUAUAUGCUUGUUUCGCUCUUAUGACAAUUUUUUAA